AUGCUCAUUCUAAAGUUCAACACACUUUCAGCCGACGAUUUGUUUGCCAUUGAACGCUGCUUGCUUCGAUGGCUUGAUGAUAAAGCACGGCCUAACAUCGACCCCGAUUUCAAUGUUCUCGACUAUGGUCGCACAGAGCUAUACGGUCAUUUGCUCGGCGUGUUUGCAAAGCUUGGUGUGCUGAGCGCAUUGGAUAUUACACCUUCCACUUUACUCGACUUUUUAAUCGACGUUGAUACCACCUACCUUAAUGCUCCUUAUCAUUCAUUCUACCAUGCUGUGGAUAUCGUCACUGUGCUUUAUUACAUCCUCACCGAGUUGGAGGCCGAUCAGUAUCUCUCGAAUUUGGAUAUUGCCGCUCUUUUGAUUGCUGCCCUUUGUCACGAUGCAGGUCAUCCUGGCUACAACAACUUGUACCAAGUGAAUGUCAAGACUGAUUUGGCUGCAAGAUACAAUAAUACCUCUGUUCUGGAAGCCUAUUCUGCCACAAUUACACGCGACUUAUUAUACAAGCAUAAGCUUCUAAAGGAUCUAGCAAGUACAAAUGGCAAAAGCGUGAGCCAUCAUUACACGUGGACUGAAGGACGAUUCCUGGAUGCUAUUGAAAGCUUGAUUUUGGCAACAGACAUGGUGUAUCACUUUGAAUUACAAGAACAAGCGGGCGUACUCGAGGAAUUGCUCUCGCAAGAUGAUGACGACGAUGAUGAUAGUGAUUGGUGCAGUACCAGUGAUUCGGAUAGCUUUGCCAUUCCUACACCUAGUUCAUCCACCUAUGAUGAGGAAGAUUUAUGUUAUUCAUUGAAUCGAGAUCAACGACAAAGUCUAUGUCGCAUCCUAUUGCAUGCAGCUGAUAUCAGCAACACUGUACGACCUUGGACGAUCUCUAAGCAAUGGUCCGAUUUGAUUGUGCAAGAAUUCUUUCGACAAGGCGAUGCUGAAAAGGAAGCAGGAUUGGAUGUAUCACCUGGUAUGGAUCGUGAUCAAUCCACACAACCCGACAUCAGCUUGAAAUUUGGGGACUUUUUGGUGAAGCCUUACUUUGAAGCCCUUGCUGGAUUUUUACCCUCAGCGAGUAUCUUUUUGGAUACAUUGAAUGAGAAUCGAAGUGAAUGGGUGCGACUCAAGACAUGUCCUGAAGCAGCUAUUCCACCUGAAAACGCCGCCAACAAUGAGCGUCAAUUCCCUUCAAGCUUAUUACCACCUCAACCUGUACUCAAUCCAAGUGGUCGUCGUAUCAGCGUAGCUGCAGGCACAGUGGUUAUUCCCGAUCGUCAAAUCUUUGUGGCACGUAAACGACAAAGAAGUACCAUGUCUAUCAAUACACGUAGCAGUAGUGGAGGACCCAAUAAUCUAUUACAACGGCGCCCUGCUGGAUUACGUUCUGCAAGCCAUACCGGUGUACCACGUAUUAUCGUACCUGAUCGACGUCCAAGCGAUCUAUUACAGCAACAACAAGCAUGGUUGUCGCCCACCUUACUGAAAACAACUGUCCUUGAAUCACCCGUAUCCAUGUGUCAUCCUCAAGACCGAUCCCCUUUGUCUCGCGUAUCUAAAAGGUUGGCUUGA
This is a messenger RNA of Lichtheimia ornata, 1566 nucleotides long. RefSeq lists its product as uncharacterized. NCBI's taxonomy places the organism in Eukaryota, Fungi, Mucoromycota, Mucoromycetes, Mucorales, Lichtheimiaceae. Gene Ontology annotation, biological process: signal transduction. Bases 1 to 1566 code for a protein of 521 amino acids. The transcript has 3 exons. Gene Ontology annotation, molecular function: 3',5'-cyclic-nucleotide phosphodiesterase activity. The record is from RefSeq and is a predicted model, not a curated record.